Messenger RNA from Procambarus clarkii (red swamp crayfish), 3578 nucleotides. The record is from RefSeq and is a predicted model, not a curated record. Lineage: Eukaryota; Metazoa; Arthropoda; Malacostraca; Decapoda; Cambaridae.
CUCCCCCGUCCUCCAUUUGUGGUGUUGAUAGUGGAGGUGACUGUGGUGACGGGCAAGCUUCUUCACUAUUACGUAUUACAGCGGAACUAGAGGAAGAAACGUGCAUGGCGGUUUGGCAGAGGGUUAAAAAUAGCUCUUACAUACGUUUGUUAACAUAGAAGAAAGGAAUCUAAGGAUUAUUCUUUUAUUUGUGGAGUUUUUUUGGCAUUAUAUGAAUACUCAUUGCUUAAAAUGCUUAAAAACUGAAAACAAUAAAUAAAAUCGAUAACAUGAAGCGGUACUUAAUUACAAAAAAGAGCUCGACUGCCUAAACUGAACUCUGCGGGUGUUUACACUCUAGAGUGAACUCUGUGAGAGAGCCGCUAGUGUGUGUAAGUCGUCAUCCACUUCGGGUUAGUCGCUGCCAGUCCUGUCGCACUUAACUGGGAGAACAUGCCCACAAGGUGCCUCUUGUUGGUUUUAGUGGGUGUGGGCGUGGUGUGGGCAGCGCCAGCUGAGAAUGUGGGCGAGGUGUGGGCAGCGCCAGCUGAGAAUGUGGGCGAGGUGAGGGCGACGCCAGUUGAGAGUGUAGGCGAGGUGUGGGUUGCGGCACCUGAGAAUGUGGGCAAAGUGAGGGAGGCGCCAGCUGAGAACGUGGACGAGGUGAGGGCGGCGCCAGCUGAGAGUGUGGACGAGGUGAGGGCGGCGCCAGCUGAGAGUGUGGGCGAGGUGAGGGCAGCAGCAGGCGAGGACUGCCCACAGGUGUGUACCUGUGAGCACGCCCCACUCAAGGCAGCCCCAUUCGUCCUCACCUGGAUGACUUCCUGGGGCGAGGACGAUCUUCCAGAGAUUCAUCCCAAUGAGGCGACAGAGGGGCAGGACGCAGUGAGGUCGACGACAGCGAGCGACGCUGGCGUGGGCGUGGGUGUGGUGGGCCUGCACGCCACCUGCGCCCUAAUGCCAGACACUAACCUCACCCACCUCUUCCACGCCCUCCCCACCGCCACCAUGGUGUUGACGGUGUUGCAAGCAGCAGGGAGUAAACUGGUGGUUGUGGAGGCUGGGCAGCUGACCCCACUGAAAGAGCUAAAGGCACUACACCUCCAGGGUUACGCCAGACGUCGUGCCAAGCAGGUCUCCGGUUAUGUUCCCAACAGAGUGUUGCAGAUGGUGGAACACAAGGAGGAAAUAACCAAGAUAGAAAAUGAGGAAGAACAAGAUUUACUCCUGGCACUAUCCGAAGAUGCUCUAAUCCCACUGACUAAUCUACAGCUGCUGGAUCUGCAAUAUGUGCGUCUGGUGGCAGGCAUGGAAGGGGGACGCCCUCGGCGACAGACGGAGCCAUUGUCCACUUCCACUCUCCUCGACAUGCCCCUUCCGUAUUUCCUUUCCCUCACUGAUCAAUUACAAGACCUAGACCUUCCUCCUGAAUUUCUAUCCGGACUGCCUCCCUCACCCCCCGUCGCUGACCCCAACACGGAGCUCGAGUUUGCGCUCCUAGAAGAUAAUGAAGACAACCUAGUGUCUUAUGAGGUGUUCAAGUCAGAGGCCGAGGCUGUUUUAGCACCGUUCACGGCACAGAAGCAGCUGAAGUACCUACGUGUUGCUCAUGCUAAACUGGAUCGUGUAGGUCCCGAGUUGCUGACGGGGCUCGGCAAACUGCACACCCUUACUCUGGAGCAUAACCAGAUCAGAGUCCUGCCUAAUGCAAUGUUUACCCCUACCCAUCACAUCAGACAUCUCUCCAUUGCACAUAACAAUAUACUCGCUCUUGAGGGAUACAGUCUAGUUGGCCUCGAGGAAUUGCUAACACUCGACUUGGAUUACAACAAACUGGAUAGACUUGGUCCAGCUAGCUUUCCACGUCUCCCUCAUUUAGCCACCCUGCGGCUCCUUGGUAAUCCCCUCACUCACGUCUUCCCCUUCUCCUUCACCAAUGUAAACGCCACCGAAAAACUUCUCCUUGGCUCACGUCAGGUGUCAGCAGAGAUACACAUUGACACCUUCAGGCAGCUCGGGUCAUUGACGAAGUUACAGCUGGAGAACACGACGCUGUUAUCCUUGAGCCGGAUGCUGCUCGAGGGAAUGCCAUACUUGAAGGAGCUCUCUAUACAUGGUCACGUACCAUCAAUUGACUUUGAUGCCUUCACAGCAACCCCUAAUCUGGAAUCCUUAACUCUCAGUAACUGCCAUUUGACUAGACUCUCCCUCGAUGCCUUCUUCGGCCUCAAGAACCUCCGGUACCUGGACCUGAGUCAUAACGGGCUGACGGAGCUCUCUCCUGGUACCUUUGACCACCUCUCAAGUCUCCGGGAGCUUUACCUCCAUCACAAUAACCUGACGACGCUUCCCCUGGGUAUCUUCCUUCCUCUCCCGGCCAAGCUCAUCCAGCUGUACGAGAACCCAUGGCACUGUACCUGCGAACUCCUCCAGUUGAGACCAACCCUCACCUUAAAGGUGCGGCAACCUGGCUACACGACCUGCCGGUGGGAGGAGAAGCUUGGGACGGUGUGCACGGAGCAGCGCCCUGGCCGCCUUAGAUAUGACUCCCGGGUGGCUCCCCUUUGCUCCACGCCCUUACAACACAGGCACCAAGGCGUCUUCUCCGUCACCAGCCGCCAACUCAAGUGCCCCAAGCACCUGUGGUACCCGCGACUCCUACGUCGCGCGCGCAAACUUUCCCGUUUGCAAGAUCGUGGCAACAACAAAGUGGCUACAGAGAAUGCCGAGGUUCCUCUGGCAGUGGAGAAAUCUAACUGGAUGCCUCUUACGGCCUUCUCCUCCCCACCUCUCGAAAUAAAAGAUUUAUUGAACAUCGCGGAAGCAGAGAUGCCCGAUGAAGCCUUUGCUCCACUUUCUGACGAGGACUACGAUGAGGCUGAGGAGGAUAGUGGAAAUGGAAAGGCGGAAGAAGAGGUGGUGGAAGAAGAGGAGGAGGAAGAAGAGGAGGAGGAAGAGGAGGAGGAGGAGGAGAGCAAUGUGUUGACAGCACAGCUGACCCAUGACUUGGAGCAGCUGCAACAUCAGGCAGCUAGAGAGCGUCUUUCUCCUGGUAGGAAUACUUUUAAAGCCUCACACCUCGACAGUCGUCGUCGCGAGAAACAAAAAAUGAAGAUGAAGAUUGAAGCCGACAGACAAAGAUUUCUGCGAGCUCGACAAGCUAGCAAACACCAGCUCAAAAUUAGAUUAGCAGCAGAGAAGCAGAAGAUGACGGAUAAGGUGGAAGCUGAGAGGUUGCGGGAGCAACAGAGAAAGGAAGCGGAGAUGGAAGAGUUCCUAAAAGAGCAGAAGCUCUAUCAGAUCGUGGCCCAGCAGGACAAACAUACCUAGUUUGCCUCUCUUUACUACUUCCUUCCAAUACAAUCUUUUAACAACUUACCUUUAGUCUCAACAUUUUCCCACCAGGAAAUACUCGUCCAUAGUACGGGUGGUCAACAGUUGAAUGCACUGAAUAAGUUGUAGACGCCACCUCCAGAUUCGACAAAUAACUCUAAAAUAAGAAAACUAAAAUAUAACGCAACAGGUACAACAAGGUUAGAAAGCGGGGCAUAAAGAGCUAAACCUCGCUUCUUCGUAGUCACUGUUUGAUGACGACCACA